GCAGAAACUUCAAGUUUUAAUGCUGACUGUCGCUCAGCUUCGUGCGUGUCUGUUUCUGUCGUUUACAGUACUUUUAGGAACUUGUUUCCAGUUGAUUGCGUUUGUUUUUCAAUACAAACUGGACACUUAUUCUGUAUUUGCUCAAAAAUCAAAUCCAUUGAAUGUCUUUUUAGCUAAAUAUGCAUGGGGUUGGACUAGCAUUCCAUUAUUGGCUUUCAUGUUGGUUUAUGUACAUACUUGUACAACAACAACCAUCAAUUCAUCUACUUACAAAAGAUAUGCUGCAGUUGCUAUUCGAUGGACUAGUGCUACUCUGUAUUGGGUUAUCAUGACUCAAUGGGCAUUUGGAAACCCAUUACUAGACAGAGUUUAUCUGUCUACUGGUCAUUGUCUUACCAUGACUAACACUGUAGAAGUUCGUUCUAUUCGUCAAUGUAAAUCACUUGGUGGAUCUCUUACUGGACUGGACAUUUCUGGACAUUGUUUCUUGUUAGUUCAUGCCAUUCUAACUACUUUUGAAGAACUCAAACCUUACUUUAAACUACACACACUUGACUCUUCAUCUGCAUUGAUGGCUCAUUUCACUUCCUUGUCUAAAAUGUGCUUAUCUAUCCUUUCUCUUGUUCUGAUCACUUUGGGUUUGAUCUGGUGGAUCAUGCUCUUUACUACUUCCCUUUACUUUCAUUCUUUUAUUGAAGCAUCUUCAGGUACGUUGUUGGGUAUGCUUCACUGGUUGGUUCUCUAUGUCGUGACAGGAAGCUUAUAUCCAAACGUAUUACCCUUUGACGUGUCCCUUGUCAGUCAACCCAACAAGAGUCAAAAACAUCUUUGAUACCUAUGCAUCUAUUACACAAUAAAUACACUAGUCAAUCUGU
Molecule: messenger RNA, 875 nt
Organism: Batrachochytrium dendrobatidis JAM81
Lineage: Eukaryota; Fungi; Chytridiomycota; Chytridiomycetes; Rhizophydiales
Exons: 2
Coding region: 20-832 (270 amino acids)
Biological process (GO): phospholipid biosynthetic process; lipid droplet organization; lipid storage
Cellular component (GO): endoplasmic reticulum membrane
Molecular function (GO): coenzyme A diphosphatase activity
Source: RefSeq, a predicted model, not a curated record